AUGCAUGCACUCUCUGUUACCCGAACUUUGAUCUUUGGCCUUUUGGCCUCCGCACCACUCACCGCUGGAUUCACAGUCGAGGUUCGUGGCCACAAUGUGGAGAAGAGAUAUGUGGGCUCGUUGGCUUCUAUGGCGUCGAAAGUCGUCAGAGCUGUGGUUCCCGACAUCGAGCGUCGACAUCAUACGGAGGCUCAAAUCGCCGCGAAGGAAGCAGCCAAGGCCAAAGGCAACCAUCCUCGUAGUGCUCAGGCUCCAGAUGAAUUUGGACCAUGGGACAGCACCGAAGAUGAGUUUGGCUCUUGGGUCGAUAAACGAUCCCCACAUCACACAGAAGCACAGAUUGCAGCCAAAGAAGCAGCUGCAAAAGAACAUCAUUCGCGAUCUCCUCACCACACCGAAGCUCAAAUUGCUGCUAAAGAGGCUGCGCAAACGAAGGGCAAACAGCCCCGAAGUGCUCAAGCUCCUGACGAAUUCGGACCUUGGGAUAGCACCGAAGACGAAUUCGGCUCCUGGAUCGACAAGCGUUCGCCACACCACACCGAAGCUCAGAUUGCCGCGAAGGAGGCAGCAGCAGCUAAGCACCAUCAGUCUAGGGAGCCACAUCACACUGAAGCGCAGAUUGCAGCCAAGGAGGCGGCAGAGGCAAGGAAGCAUCAGAGCCGUGAGCCUCAUCACACAGAAGCCCAGAUCGCGGCUAAGGAGGCGAAAGCGAGGAAAGGACAGAGUUGA
This is a messenger RNA of Fonsecaea erecta, 729 nucleotides long. RefSeq lists its product as hypothetical. NCBI's taxonomy places the organism in Eukaryota, Fungi, Ascomycota, Eurotiomycetes, Chaetothyriales, Herpotrichiellaceae. Bases 1 to 729 code for a protein of 242 amino acids. The transcript is spliced from 2 exons. The record is from RefSeq and is a predicted model, not a curated record.